Molecule: messenger RNA, 2165 nt
Organism: Rhipicephalus sanguineus (brown dog tick)
Lineage: Eukaryota; Metazoa; Arthropoda; Arachnida; Ixodida; Ixodidae
Exons: 15
Coding region: 294-2165 (623 amino acids)
Source: RefSeq, a predicted model, not a curated record
AUCAAGCGCUGGCUUCCACCGAGUACCUCGGCUGCCUCGGCAUUCGGCAAAACCGACUCGUAAAGCGAUUCGGCAGCCCGCGAAAGCCUCGUUCUCGUUUAGGUGCUGCUGCAUUUAGAUUCCGUUGUUGCGUUGGUCCUCGGGUCGAUGAGACGAAGAAGUCAGCGGUCAACGACCAACAUCAGGGGCUACGCUGCGCUCGCCUAACCCACGAGCGGCCCGGCUGUACUCGGAUAAUUUCGGGCUGAGUGGGUGCACGGCUCGCCGAGGGGGCGUGCCUCGAUCUGCAAGCGAUGCCGAGGAUAUACCAAGCUCCCGAAGGUGCUGCGACCAGUUCGCCUUCCAAGAUUGCCACCAUGCAGUGCACCCCUGGACGCAGUCGCCGCCUUGCGAAUGAACCGGUUAACUUGUGCGUUGCUUCAGCAUGGCCGCUGUCGAAUGGCUCACCUCGGGGCCCAAAAGACUUUGGCAAAGACAGGCUGCACCACGCACGUGAAAAUGGUGCAAUCAGCCCUGCUCCCAAGGCAACCACCACCCAGCAAAGUCCAGGCCGUAUUGCGUGCCAGCCUAAGAACUUGUUCGGGGCUUCGGCGCGGCCGCUGCCAACCACUUCACCUGGUGGCCGUAAAAAGGAUUCCGGUAAACAGCGGCUUCGCCAGUUCUGGACACAAGUCUUGGAGAAUCCUGAUGCAGCACAAGCAUCGUCACCAAGUCGGCAACGUCCGCAGGUGGCUGAAGACGGACCUCACCGGAAGACUGGCAAGUGUGCACCAACUUCCGUGAAAGGCUGUGCGGUCGCACCUACAAAAGGCCAGUGUCGACAGCCGUUCACACUGGUUCAGCCUAGGGAAAUCACUGGCCACCCGAUUUCACGGUUGCCGCGUCUUCUCAAACCGCGUCUACAGGCGACCGCCAGUAAUGCAUCGAAGCAGGUGCAAGCGCUUCCACAAAGUCUUCCUGCCAGUCCUUUGUCAGACCACUGCCGGCAGCGAAUCGCCGACCUCCAAGCCGAAGGAAUCGCUCGCCACCUGGGUUCACACUUGCCCCAGCACGUACAGCCGUGUGUGCCUCUGGCCGAGCAUAAAGACUCGGGGCUGAUGCAAGCACACCCAUUGCAUGCAGAUGCACUUCCAUUGGGAGACUGCGUUCGUGAGCCCCCGGAAGCUGUGAUGGAUGGCAUCCAGACAAAAAUGUGUACUCCUCAAAGGCCUCCAGCCGACCACGAAGGCAGCGACACAAGCCUCUCGAGUGGUAGUUCCUACAGCCCGUUGCCACCUCCUGUAGCGCUAGAAUUUAAGACGCCAGACUUCGAGCGGUUCCGCAGCCCCUUCAAGGACUGCACGAUAGGAAGGGUUGCCAGCAAAACCCCCACCUCUCCAUACGACGACAGCUCUCCAGAGCUCGUUUCUCCGGUAACUGAGACGACCGACGUCAAGAAAAUGGUGGCCUUCCCGCUUCCAGACUCGCCGGCACAUUACACUGACGCACCUGAACAGAGUGGCAGCGCAGAGAACUUCCCGCUUGCCAUUAAUGUGACCCUGAGGAGGAGGCGGGCAACAAGGAACAUGUCUCCUCUCGCCCUACCGGAGUUGUUGCCGGAACACUUGGCAGAGAGACUGGAACCGAAGCCCGAGGAUGAGAAAGACAGUGGAUCGGGCGAGUCUGAUAGCGACGAGGACACGGAUAGCGCAGCACUCUCCAGUGCCCGUGCACCGGCAGUUCCGUAUUUCCCGAGCCCAGACGUGGCAGCUUACAGAAGUACCAUCCUGGAGGAGAUGGCCAAGUGUUACGGUGCACGCCUGGCAUCACCAGCCUCGUCAGCAGACUCUCCCGCAAGCACGGCGUCGGUGGUGUCAACAGGCGGCAACGUUGCCUCAUCACCAACUGCGGAGAUUGCCGCCGCGUCUUCACCGUCAACACUGGCCACUGCCUUUGCAAGAUUGUCUGCUCAGCCGCGACCGAGUCCAAUUUUCAAGUCAAAGCGGCAAGAAAGGUGUCGCCUGAGCACUGUCAUGGAGUGCACGGAGAUGAGCGUCAAGGGCAGCAUGACGACUGCGCUUCGUUGGUGCCUGAUCAAGAACUCUGGCGAAGCGAAGCAGGCCCCACAUGUCUCACAGGCCAACACUGAACAGGCGGUGCCCUCGACUUGUUCCCCUGAAAUUUAA